AUUUGAGGUUUAUUGAUGUCAGAGAUGAAUGCCAAGUUUGCCAACUUCUAACUUUUGUCGAAGGUCAAGACAUUAGAUGGAUUGGUUAUAAGGUGUCAAUAGGCUACCAUUUGUAGGGAGUGAGAGGGAUAAGUUUCGUUCGUUACCAAACCAUCUUUUAUUUUCGAUUUGGACAAAAUUGGGAAGCUGGCAUCCAUUUCUUCAUUCAACAUACCUAAAUCUAAUGAGUUAAUAUAUCCAAUCCAGUGUAAUUCUUGGCACCAAACUUGUGGUCAUGAAGCAUUCACCUGUGCUUGGAUUAGAAGGGAUAUGUUUCCUUCAAUUCCCUCAUUAAUAAAAUCAUUCACAUCUACCUUUAACCUUGAAACUUAUUUGUUGCCACUCCAUUCCAAUCCCAGGCAUCAAAUGAACCCUAAGUUCAAAGGUAGGUUGCAGUAGGGAUAAUUGAGCCCUAAAUGUAAGGUACGGUAGUACCAUCAACACUGGUUUUGGAUACUAAUACCAUACAAAUAUCUUCGGUUUGGUAAAAUUAACGUAUCAUUCUCGUUUGGCACAAAAUUGGUAUGGUCAUGGUAUGGUUAGGUAGAAUGGCAAAAAAUUCCACUCCUUACCGCAUCCAGUCCAAACUUCUCUCCAGAUGUGCAAAUGCAAAGUGUCCAUAAUAUCUUUUAAUCCAAUCAAAAUAUUUGCUUCCCCAGGCUACCUUCUUAAACAUUAUCUCUUUAUCCUUUCCCUUUUCUCACUAUUAAUCAUAUAUUAUAUGAAUAAUAUGAUUAAUAGACAGAGACAAAAUGGCUAGAGACAAAAAAUGUGAUGCAUAAAAAAGGGAGAGAGAAGUAGAAUCAUCAACUGUUCAGCUUCCUGGAUGACCUAAUUUGUUGCCUUAACUGGAUGAGUUUAUGUAAGCCAAAGCCAGUGGUGGAGUUCCCACAAACUAGUGGAGUUUAUGUAAGAGGUCUCAUUUUUCCCUUUUCCCCAACUCUUUUGCCACCCGGUUCUCGUAUAUAAGGGUUUAGCUUCUCUUGGUUUGUCACACCAAUGAUGGCUUGUCAAGCAGCCAUGGACGGAGAGAAACUGCGUAAAGGUCUGUGGCUCGAAGAGGAAGAUGAACUACUCACCACCUUUGUAAACCUUAAGGGGAAUCGGAGGUGGGAUGCAUUAGCUAAGGAAUCAGGUCUAAGGAGGAGUGGUAGGAGUUGCAGGAUGCGGUGGUUGAACUAUCUCCACCCAAACGUUAAGCAUGGCCAGAUUACCAUCAUAGAAGAGAAAACCAUUCUCCAACUUCAUCAACGUUGGGGUAACAAGUGGUCGAAGAUUGCCCGAGCGCUGCCAGGAAGAACCGAUAAUGAGAUCAAGAAUUACUGGAGAACUCAUUUAAAGAAGAAAACACAGAUUCCAGAUGGAAAUUUCCAAUGUACAUUGAACAAAAAUGGACGAGGUCUUUUCUGCCAGGAAGGUGAUAUGAAUAAUGAAAAAUACGACUUCGAUCAAGACCAUGACUCCGUUAAGAAUUCAUGGGAAACCAAGGUUACUAGCUCUGAUGAUCUUUGUUUAUCAGACUUUGCAGUGACAAAUUCUCCAUAUGAAACCCAGUUAUCAGAUUGGAUAUCUGAGCUAUCAAGUGAACAAAAUGGAACAGCCUAUAAUCAGGACUGUAAUAGCGUCGAGUCCGAUUUAUGUCAUCUGACAUGGACUCCGGAUGAUAGUGAUACAUGGGACUGUCCAAGUUUUCUCUGGGACAUGAAUUAACAGAAACUCAAUAGUGUGAAAUGUGGAUCGAAUGAACGUCAAAGAAUCAUACUACAAUGCAUUUCUUCCUUUCCAGCUCCAUCAAGUGAAGUUUGGCAUUUCUUCUGGGAAGCAAAUACGGCCGCUGAUGAUGGCUUAACAAAUACUCUUGGGACAAAGUAUGGACGGUGAAUAGCUUUUGUACGCUCAUCUACCUAGAACAGUGGGAUCUACUUUGAUAAGUUAGGUAGAGUUCACUGUAAUGUACUUGAUGAAGCUUUUCAAAACUGUAAUUUGUAAUGGCAUACAUUGGAUGUACAAUCAUCUCAGUUAAAUUUGAAUUGUCUUCCCUCGUCUUA
Pyrus x bretschneideri (Chinese white pear) is the source of this 2087-nucleotide messenger RNA. RefSeq names its product transcription factor MYB27. The coding region runs from base 1039 to 1749 and encodes 236 amino acids. Gene Ontology annotation, cellular component: nucleus. Gene Ontology annotation, molecular function: sequence-specific DNA binding; DNA-binding transcription factor activity. Gene Ontology annotation, biological process: regulation of DNA-templated transcription. Lineage: Eukaryota; Viridiplantae; Streptophyta; Magnoliopsida; Rosales; Rosaceae. The transcript has 4 exons. The record is from RefSeq and is a predicted model, not a curated record.